AUGGCGGGUAAAGAUGGUGAUGAUGGAAGAAAGACUCGGCACAAGCAGGAGGGUAGGUUGAAGAUGUUCCAUGAUCGUAGUGUCCAUUUAAGGUUAGAUGGUGGACUUUGUUUUGAAAUACCUCCAUGGCAAUAUCUACCUGUGGAAAUGGACCAUCAUAUAGCUAAGGUGAAGGAGGCUUGGGGCAAUCUGUCAUCAGUAAGAGAUACAAGGAGAUUUAGCUUAAGUAUUACUAAUAGUAAAAUAAGUCAAUACGUAGAUACAGUUAUUGGUCCGUUCUUGGACACGUAUCACAAAAACAUCCAGACGUCAUAUCAGCAGAUGACCAAUAAGAUACUUCGGAAGACGAAAGACGAGAUCAGCGCUGCGAUAAGGAUAAAGCAGAAAGUAUAUGAAGAGUUGAUUAAAUUGUCAGACCGAUUGGCGGUCCCAGCAAUGUGUGACGAGGAACGUCGGUACGCGCGUACCAUCGCAAGUCGUCAUGUGGCACAGAUCUACAAAUGUACAGAGGAGGCGAGAAACUCUAUCACAAAGAUGGGAAAAUAUGCAGAGGAAAUGAUAACGAUCACACGCAACCAUAUGCAAGCGGCAUUAGCUAAUGCUACCAGUAAAUUUGAUACUAACAAACAGUAUGAACGAGACAGGGACAAAAUAAAUCAUAGCGCAUGUUUGAAAGAGCUAUCGAAGGCGGCGGUGUCUCUCGGGUACGAGUUGGAUCUCAGUUUGACAAACGCACGUCGCUACAACGAACAGUCCUGCGAGAAAUUCACCGUCUGCUGCACAAGAGCUCGCAAGGAUACUGAGGAAUCUACCGUAGCGUUGAAAGAUUAUCUGUACCAAUGUGUAUAUGCUUAA
Molecule: messenger RNA, 855 nt
Organism: Papilio polytes (common Mormon)
Lineage: Eukaryota; Metazoa; Arthropoda; Insecta; Lepidoptera; Papilionidae
Exons: 5
Coding region: 1-855 (284 amino acids)
Source: RefSeq, a predicted model, not a curated record